AUGGUUUUAUACUACAAGAGCAGUCACAUUUUUAACCACAACUUUGAAAUCGUGACACUUGCUUAUUUCAACCGAUAUCCAAACCCCUUCUCCACACAUGUCAAAUCCACUGAUACGAUCGAUGUUUACAUCGACGAUGAUGGUAAAUUGCACCAAAUUAAGUUGAUUAGAAAAACAGGAAAACUGCCUCAGUUCAUUAAACCAUUUCUAGGUAAGAUUACUACAUCUUGGAUUAUUGAAAAUACGGUUGUGGAUCCAAAAACCCAGGAGAUGCACACGUAUAAUUGUAAUUUGGAUCAUCGGAAAAUUAUCAGAGUUGAGGAGUAUAAUUUCUAUAAGUUCGACAGUUCUGAGAAUAUUACGAAAUCAAAUACAACUGUGAAGUUUAGCAGCGGAUUCUCCCAGAAAUUUGGUUUAGGUCUAAAUAUUAAAGAUAGGAUCGAAAAUUGGUCAAAGAAUAAGUUCAGCUCUAACAUAAUAAGAAGUAGAGAAGGUUUACAGAUUGUGAUGGAAUCUGUCAAGGAAAGGUUAAAAGCCAAUAGACAGUUGACGAGUUGA
Pichia kudriavzevii is the source of this 558-nucleotide messenger RNA. RefSeq lists its product as uncharacterized. The transcript has a single exon. Gene Ontology annotation, cellular component: mitochondrial intermembrane space. NCBI's taxonomy places the organism in Eukaryota, Fungi, Ascomycota, Pichiomycetes, Pichiales, Pichiaceae. Gene Ontology annotation, molecular function: phosphatidic acid transfer activity. The record is from RefSeq and is a predicted model, not a curated record. Gene Ontology annotation, biological process: phospholipid transport. The coding region runs from base 1 to 558 and encodes 185 amino acids.